This is a messenger RNA of Magallana angulata, 537 nucleotides long. RefSeq lists its product as uncharacterized. The record is from RefSeq and is a predicted model, not a curated record. Lineage: Eukaryota; Metazoa; Mollusca; Bivalvia; Ostreida; Ostreidae. The transcript is spliced from 4 exons. Bases 1 to 537 code for a protein of 178 amino acids.
AUGAAUACCUGGAUAAUUUUAAUGAAAAUUUUCUGUUUAUCCACGUAUGUCGUUAUUUUAGCUGCAAAACUCUGCACACUACCCGGAGGAGUCUUGAUGUGCUGCCCAGGCUUUGUUUGGAACAGAAUAGAAAAUAGAUGCCUAAAAUGGAAAGGUAAUGCUUUAAUGCCUUCGGGUGAUUCUCCAACCCUAAGGGAACAAUCGACUUUUCCAAAGAGUAUAAAUGGCAUUCUGACGACAGUGUCUUUAGAUUUACCUGACGAUUUCACGGUCACCAGUAGUUAUUUUUCGUACAAAUGGAUUUCUGUCACAAUAGUACUACUCUGUUUUAUCAUUGUGAUCAUCAGUGGCACAGUUAUUUUUAAACAGCUUAGACGCAGUCAAGAAACAGUGAGUACAGACGAUGCAAAUUAUACACCCAUGCAACAAGAUGAUAUAGCUCAUGAUUACAAUUUAAUCGACGAAAAUCUUCAUCCCAAUAUCGAAAGUAGAAGAAACGGAUCAAAUCAAGUGGACAAGUUCCCAUCUUAUACCUAA